This is a messenger RNA of Salvelinus namaycush (lake trout), 2986 nucleotides long. Its product is annotated as brain-specific angiogenesis inhibitor 1-associated protein 2-like protein 1. The transcript has 14 exons. The record is from RefSeq and is a predicted model, not a curated record. Lineage: Eukaryota; Metazoa; Chordata; Actinopteri; Salmoniformes; Salmonidae. Gene Ontology annotation, molecular function: protein binding. The coding region runs from base 166 to 1659 and encodes 497 amino acids. Gene Ontology annotation, biological process: positive regulation of actin filament polymerization; actin filament bundle assembly; plasma membrane organization. Gene Ontology annotation, cellular component: cytosol; nucleoplasm.
UGCGGGUUUGUUUGGCCACCGGUGCACAGUUGCGCUUCUGCUCUCAAUUGUAAACUACUCCUGGAACAACUAAACAGCCCACCCUUGGAUUUGAAAGGAAUUAUAUAGACUUCGAGUGAUUGGCUUUGGUUUAGUUUUUUUGUUCCAUCUUGUAGAGACUGAGAAAUGACUGCCAACAUGUCUCUGGAUCAUGACGAUGUGAAUAAACUGACCGAAAGUACAUACAAGAAUGUGAUGGAGCAGUUCAACCCAGGUCUGAGGAACCUGGUCAAUCUGGGGAAGAACUAUGAGAAAUCUGUAGCCGCGAUGACUCUUGCUGGGAAGGCGUACUUUGACGCUGUGUCAAAGAUAGGAGAGACUGCUUCCGUGUCCCCGGUCUCCAGAGAAUUAGGUGUGGUUCUGAUGGAGAUCUCUGAGGUGCACAGGAAGGUUCACCUGGAGCUGGAGGAGAACUUCAAGCGGUUCCACAAAGAAAUCAUUGCUGAGCUGGAGAGGAAAACAGAGAUGGAUGUCAAAUAUAUGACUGCCACAUUCAAGCGGUACCAGACGGAGCACAAGCUGAAGCAGGACUCUCUGGAGCGCUCUCAGACGGACCUGAAGAAGCUGCGGAGGAAGAGCCAGGGGAAACAAGUCACCAAGUACGAGAUCAAGGAGAACGAGUAUAUGAAGACGAUCUCGUCGCGGCAGAGUGACAUGCAAAAGUUCAUCGCUGACGGCUGCAGAGAGGCCCUCCUGGAGGAGAAGAGACGAUUCUGCUUUCUGGUCGACAAACACUGCAUGUUCUCCUACCAUGUCACCGCCUUCCAUGAGAAGGCCAAAGAGCUGCUGGCGGUAAAGCUGCCCAGCUGGCAGGAUAAAUGCAGCGAUGCCACCAAGGUCCCUGACACGGUGAUGACCAUGAUAAAGGGGCUCCGCACUCCCGUGUCUGGAACCCCAGAAGCCUCGCCUCGCGUUGAGCGCUACAACAGGAACAAUGGGGACUCGAUGGUUCCCCCACCAGCCCCCCAGCUGAAGGCCCAGAUCAGUCCACUGGUUAACAUGUUCAACCAGGACGUUCCCCACGCCUCCAUCACAUCCACAUACACCUCCACAUCAGACCACAACUCAGACCAGGGCAGUAUGGAGGACGGUGGCAGUCUGUCUCUGUCCAGGUCGGUGUCGAUAGGUUCAGGGCUGAACGUGGGCAGGAAGCAACGGGUCAGGACCAUCUUCCCUCACACGGCCGGCAACAAUAACACACUCCUGUCCUUUGACGACGGUGACAUCAUCAUGCUGCUAAUCCAGGAGGACAAGGACGGAUGGCUGUAUGGAGAGCUGGAGAAUACCCGGCAGCGGGGGUGGUUUCCCUCAUCAUACUGCCGACCUUACAAUGAACCACUGAUCUCAAACAGUUUGGGGACACCGGUGCGUUGUCUGAGUGUGGCCAGUCUUCCGGAACAGGAAGAGGAAGAGCCUGUUCUGCUGCCGCCACCAGACUACAGCGACGGGAAGGAGAGUAGCCCUGUCAGAAUGGUCAGCUCCUCCACACCCUCACCCAAAAACAUGAUCUCUCUACCCAAUGGGGUUGGAAAGGCUCCCUUUCUGGGAGGUGGGAAUCCCUUUGCCACUGUCAAACUGAGACCUACAGUGACCAAUGACAGAUCAGCACCAAUCGUCUGAUAACCAGGGAUCAUCCAGACAGAGGAUUUAUGAAGCUUGGAAUCUCUGCACCACCAACACUUCAGAAUCACAGUCCGACAAGAUAAUAAUAAUAAUCUGUCUGUAGUAGUUGUGGGAAUUUGUUGGGAAAAGAAGAGCUCAGUUAUUUUCCAUGUUUAUUUUUUCAUUAUUACGUGCCCAUUUUUAAAUGGAGAGACUAUUUAUGUAAACAUAUGAAACAAAUUGAGUUUAAACAGUGAGAGUUUAUGGAAUAAUGAAUAUACCGACUAGGCACAGACAUCCAUCUGUUCAGCAUCUAUUUUUGAUUUACAGUUGGUUGAGUUGUCAACUAAUGUGAAUUCAAUGUGAAAUCAACAACAAAUUGCACCAUGUCAUUGGAUUUAGGUUCAAAGUUGGUUGAAAAAAAGACAAAAUUCCCUUAUAUUGAAGACUUUACGCAAAAUCCAAUCUGUUUUCCAUGUUGAUUCAACUUCAUCACAAAUAUGUUUUGUUGUCGAAAUGACGUGGAAACAAAGUUGAUUCAAUCCAUUUAUGCCUAGCAGGUAGUGUCCAUUUUUUAAAUUAAAAUAAGGGAUUUUUGAUUUGACAGACUACUAAAUGAAUGUAUUCUGAAUGGGGAAUGCAUUGACAUAUACCAUGCUAUUUCUUCAUACUUUUAAAUUGUAUUUUUUCAAACUUGUUCGAACGUUCAUGAUGUUUGUACAAUAUUUGUAGGGCGGAAAUUUCUUUUUGGCUUUUCAUGGUAAGCUGAAGGUUGUGUGCAUACAAAUACACAAUUGUUGUAAAUCACAAUCACAUUGUUUUUGGUAGAAAUACAGUAUGAGCCAUGCAGUAUAUCAAAAGAGUAAACCGUUUUUUUAAAUCUUCCUUCUGUGUAGAGUAAUUCAUGAUAUACACCACACUGCUGUCCAUACUAAUUGAUGAUUACCAUCCCAAAUAAGUAUUUGAAAUGAACACGGGACAUGGUUCCUCCUCUUCUAUCUCUGUUCAGAUACUGAUGUGUAUUGUUUUCAUUCUCUAAAGGUGAGAAGGAAAAAUAUGUAACAUGAUGUUCUGUCCUUGUCCUCAAGUUUUGUAAAUAUAUCAUGGGCAAAAUGGUUGUCUGAAAAUAUAUAUAUAUUUCUUGGCACCAUGUAGACUAAUGUAAUGUUAUCUCACAGUGAAACAAGAUAAACCUUACAUGGUCCUUAUUCAUGUAUUGGCUUUGCAAUGUACUGCCAUAGCCUACUGUGUAUCUGUAUGAAGACUUGCAUUAUAAUUGAAUAUGUUGUUCAUCCCUUAAUACAUGAGAUGAAAUGGAGAAUAACAAGCUUUGGUUGUCUUUUAU